UCAUGAUCAAGGUUGCAACCGCAAAUCAUGAGAAUUUUAGGGUAAAAUGUUGUUUCUAGUUACGUAAACUUCGAUCCCAAUAUAGUGGUUAUUCUGAAUGCUGGAACAGUUAAGUCUUAGUACGUUAAACGCUUUACAUUUGAUCAAAUAACAAAACUUGUAAUCACGAACGAUUAAUCUUGAUCGCUGUGAACUUCCGCUAGUUAUCCAACGUUGCGAAUGCAGGUUAUCCCUUUGUUGUUUGUUGGUAUUUGCCACACUUUCGGUUAUUUAUAAUUAAAAAAUGGCACUCGAUUUUCGCACGGUUUUUAAUUAACCUGAUUAAAAAAAUGGGAAUGCUCGAGAACGACUUGCCAACACAUUUUUCGGAUUAUCACAAUAAUGUGUCAUACGCCGAUCACGACGACGUGGACCUUAAUUAUGUUGAUCAUUCCUAUACACAGUCUAACGAUUCCUAUACGCUGGACGAACCAAACAAUUACGGCACAUGGAGCGAACCGGAAGUCGCAUUCUGGACACCGCACAAUAAACUGAUCAUUGCAUUGUAUUUCGUACAAACACUGCUGGCAGUGACCUUUAAUAUUACUGCUAUAGCGGUUGGUUCCAGGAGAUGUCACGCCAGCAGAAAGAAUCAAGUGGAAUCUGUCCUCAUCAACAUUUGUUGUAUAAAUCUCUUGCAAGUCAUCUUCAUAUUUCCCUUGGAAUUUGCAUCCAAUUAUAUAGAUGAUACCUGGAGCUGGCCAUUUUUGACGGAGGCUUGCCAAUUUUGGCUGGUGACUGGAAAUGCCCUCGCCGCAGUUAAUUCAUGGAACGUUGUGUGCAUUUCAUGCUUUCCAACAAUUUUAAGGAACACCGUUUCGUGCAUUAAGCUGAAGUGGUCAGCGGUUGUAAUAAGUUUAUGGCUGGCCGGUUUUGGACUAUCUCUGUUCAUGUAUUUUACCUGGAAAGUUUCCGAAUUUCCUGGUUACUGCGUAUGGGACAGCAUGGCUCAUGAACAUUGGUUAAUGGAGACUUUAUGCGUGUUUUGGAUACCAGCAGCGCUAUCACUUUUUGUAACCGUGACGCUUUCGAUACACUAUGCCGCCACCAGAAAGAAGGACGAGUAUACCUAUCCAACACCGAUAAUGGCGUAUUCCUGUACAAACGAAAACGUUGAUCUGACAAUGUUCGGACUCCAUCGUUCAGCGGCAUGCGGCGAGCAUAACACCCGGUUAACAGCCACUUCCGCAUCAGAUCAAGCGGAUAAACUGGAUAAAAUCAUUCUGGCACUGGGCAUGACCUUUAGCUUCAUGGCCUGCAUGGGACCGUAUGCGUUUGGCAUGUUACGAGCGCACUACCGCGGUAUGCUUUACAUCAUCCCGCACGGUGUCAAAUUCCAUAAAAUGAUGAUUACAACACUGCUGAAACCGCUACUGGAUGCGCUGGUACUGCUGACGUGUUGGCGACCGUACAGGGAAAAAGUAUUCGGUCGGCAUUGUGGAUGUCGUAAACGGUUCGGAGGUCGUUCAUCCACGGUCGUCGUAACUAAAUUCUAAUUUUAUUGUGAUGAUACUGUUGUGGUUUUAUGCUAAGUGUACUUUGACUGACUGAGACAAUGCACUGCAUAAUGAUGUAGUAUUGAACAACGAAGCAUGAUAAUCUUUAAUAAAGUUCAAA
This is a messenger RNA of Paramacrobiotus metropolitanus, 1656 nucleotides long. RefSeq lists its product as uncharacterized. The transcript is spliced from 3 exons. Bases 330 to 1535 code for a protein of 401 amino acids. Lineage: Eukaryota; Metazoa; Tardigrada; Eutardigrada; Parachela; Macrobiotidae. The record is from RefSeq and is a predicted model, not a curated record.